Myotis davidii is the source of this 2512-nucleotide messenger RNA. RefSeq names its product kelch like family member 6 (gene KLHL6). Gene Ontology annotation, biological process: germinal center formation; B cell receptor signaling pathway. The record is from RefSeq and is a predicted model, not a curated record. Gene Ontology annotation, molecular function: protein binding. Bases 42 to 1907 code for a protein of 621 amino acids. Lineage: Eukaryota; Metazoa; Chordata; Mammalia; Chiroptera; Vespertilionidae. The transcript is spliced from 7 exons.
CAAUGUGACCUGCCUGAAACUUGGGCGCUUCUCCAGUCUGGAUGUUGAUGGCAGGACAAAGGGGCAUCUGGACUAUGGGCGACAUGGUAGAGAAAAGUUUGGAAGAGCCAUUGGCGCCUCCUGAAGAUGAGCCCUCCCAGAAAAGGGGCGACCUGGUAGAAAUCUUAAAUGGUGAUAAGGCAAAAUUUGACGACACGGGACUCUCCUUAAUUCUGCAGAAUGGCCUGGAGACCCUCCGAGUGGAAAAUGCUCUGACAGAUGUCAUCCUGUGUGUGGACAUUCAGGAAUUCUCCUGCCACCGCGUGGUGCUUGCUGCGGCCAGCAACUAUUUCAGGGCCAUGUUCUGCAAUGACUUAAAGGAAAAGUAUGAGAAGAGGAUCAUUAUCAAAGGAGUCGAUGCUGAGACCAUGCACACUCUCCUGGACUACACCUACACCAGCAAGGCGCUGAUCACCAAGCAGAACGUCCAGCGGGUCCUGGAAGCGGCUAACCUCUUCCAGUUCCUGCGGAUGGUGGACGCCUGCGCCAGCUUCCUCACCGAAGCCUUGAACCCAGAGAACUGCGUUGGGAUCCUGAGGCUGGCGGACACGCACUCCUUGGACAGUCUAAAGAAGCAGGUUCAAAGUUACAUCAUCCAAAACUUCGUGCAGAUUCUGAACGCCGAGGAGUUCCUGGAGCUCCCCGUGGACACCCUGUACCACAUCUUGAAGAGCGAUGACCUUUAUGUGACGGAGGAAGCUCAGGUGUUUGAGACGGUGAUGAGCUGGGUGCGGCACAAGCAGUCGGAGCGGCUCUGCUUGCUCCCCUACAUCCUGGAGUACGUGCGCCUGCCGCUUCUGGACCCGUGGUACUUUGUGGAGACGGUGGAGGCAGAUCCUCUCAUCAGGCAGUGCCCGGAGGUCUUCCCGCUGCUUCAGGAAGCCAGGAUGUACCACCUUUCUGGCAAUGAGAUAAUAUCAGAGCGCACCAAGCCCAGGAUGCACGAGUUCCAGUCUGAGGUGUUUAUGAUCAUCGGUGGCUGCACGAAGGAUGAGCGGUUUGUGGCGGAGGUAACCUGCCUGGACCCCCUGAGGCGCAGCCGCCUGGAGGUGGCCAAGCUCCCGAUGACGGAGCAUGAGCUGGAGAGUGAGAAUAAGAAGUGGGUGGAGUUUGCAUGCGUGACAUUAAAAAAUGAGGUCUACAUCUCAGGUGGCAAAGAAACACAGCACGAUGUUUGGAAAUAUAAUUCUUCGAUCAACAAAUGGAUCCAAAUAGAGUAUUUGAACAUAGGCCGCUGGAGGCAUAAGAUGGUCGUGUUGGGUGGCAAGGUCUAUGUGAUCGGAGGUUUUGAUGGCUUACAGAGGAUCAACAACGUGGAGACCUACGACCCCUUCCACAACUGCUGGUCAGAGGCGGCGCCCCUCCUCGUCCAUGUCAGUUCCUUCGCAGCCACCAGCCAUAAGAAGAAGCUCUAUGUGAUUGGAGGAGGGCCCAAUGGAAAACUGGCCACGGACAAGACUCAGUGUUACGACCCUUCCACCAACAAGUGGAGUUUAAAGUCGCCCAUGCCAGUGGAGGCUAAAUGCAUCAAUGCAGUGAGUUUCCGGGACCGCAUCUAUGUCGUUGGUGGGGCCAUGAGAGCGCUGUACGCCUACAGCCCCCUGGAGGACACCUGGAGCCUGGUCACCCAGCUCAGCCACGAGAGGGCCAGCUGCGGCAUCGCGCCCUGCAACAACCGGCUCUACAUCACGGGCGGGCGCGACGAGAAGAACGAGGUCAUCGCCACGGUGCUGUGCUGGGACCCGGAGGCCCAGAAACUGACGGAGGAGUGCGUGCUGCCCCGGGGGGUGUCGCACCACGGCAGCGUGACCAUCAGGAAGUCCUACACCCACAUACGGAGGAUCGUGCCCGGCGCCGUGUCGGUCUGACGGCGGGAGGCGGAGUCACCGCAGGGGCUGGGCGGCGCCUCCCGGGCCCCCUCCGCACGCCGCACCCAGGCCCCGCCCACUUCAGACCGGAGGCGGGGCGUGCGUUUUAGGUCGGACCUCAGGGAAUCCCCGCGGCCGCCCCUGGGGGCUCCUUGGCAGUCACAGCUUUGGGACACUUGAGAGCAACCAGCAAUGUUUGCGUGACCUACCUCAGGAGAGAAGAGCCAUAGGUAACAUUCAGGACCCACCUGCCCAUGCCGGCGCUUUGGUGUACAAGUCACUGAACCAGCAUAAAGACCUGGUGGCUGGUUUUUUUUUUUUUUUUUUUUUUUUUUUUAAUCACUGUUUUACAAGCGAGGAAACCGAGUUUCAGGGAGGCGAAGUGACUUGCCCCAGGUCACUCAAAUUGCAAGUAGCAAAACCAGGAGUCUAAACCCAGGUCUUUCAGUGUCAAAGUCAGUGCCCUUUCUGCCAUACUGGCUCUCUGAGAGCAGGAAACCAGAAACAAAAACAAGGCGCCCAAAACUGGCUAAAGGAUUCACUAACCAGGGCAGGGAAAUAAGGGUAUUUAUCUUUUCUUUUCCUUCCUUUUUCCUUCUUUCCUU